CACACACACACACACACACACACGCACACAGAAUGCAGGACAGAACUCCUGUUUCUCUUGCUAAAUUGAAGGUGAUCUUGGCUCCCGGGCGCAGACGUGAUUGACCCCUGAAAGAGCCAAUCAGCUGACAGAGAGUGGAUCACAUUAACCAAUAGGAUCCGGUCUUACUGCUGGUGUGGGCGUUGAUCUAGGCGCACACAGCAGCAGUGUCAUAGCGGCAGAUCCACUCGGGACGCAGAGAACAGGCAGGGUGGGUUUGCUGUCUCUCGGGGCUUUUUUAUUCCGCCCUCGUUGCUGUGAAAAUAGGAGGAAGUACUCCUUGAGCUGGAUUUCAUAUCGUUUACACGACAGAGGAGAACGGACCAGGGCUUACUCUUUUUGUCCACUGUGGAUUCAGACAGCUAGGUUGUUUCUGCUGCCAUCUUGCCAUUUAAACACCUUUGAGGAGUUCUUCCUGCCUUAGACCCUUUUGAUCACCAGUUCUUCCCCAUGUAGAAAUGGGGAAUGGGUCAUCUGAACAACAAGGCCUCCACUCAAGAAUGUCGUUCUUCCAGUCCUUUCACAUUGCCAUUCUUGGACUAGAUGCUGCCGGGAAGACAACAGUGUUGUACAGACUCCAGUUCAAUGAAUUUGUGAACACUGUGCCCACAAAAGGGUUCAACUCGGAGAAGGUCAAAGUGUCUCUGGGUAGCAACAGGACUGUCACGUUCCACUUUUGGGAUGUCGGUGGCCAGGAGAAGCUUCGCCCACUGUGGAAAUCAUACACGCGAUGCACUGAUGGGAUCAUAUUUGUGGUGGACUCGGUAGAUGCGGAGCGCAUGGAGGAGGCCAAGACAGAACUCCAUAAAAUCACCAAAAGCUCUGAGAACCAGGGGGUACCUGUGCUGGUGGUGGCCAACAAACAGGACCUGAGGCAUUCUCUGGGACUAGACGAAAUAGAGAAACUGUUGGCAUUAAAAGAGCUGGGCCCUGUUACUCCCUGGCAUCUACAAGCGUCCUGUGCCAUCAUAGGAGAUGGACUCAGUGAAGGCAUGGACAAGCUCCAUGACAUGAUCCUGAAAAGAAGAAGGGCUCUUCGACAAACAAGAAGAAAGCGAUAAAUAAAAGCGUUGUCGUUGCUCUAUGUGAAGGAAAAGUUUCUCCUGGGAGGAUUUAAGAUUCUCCGGCAGGUUUCUGUUUGCUAUGCUGAGUUUUAUCAGUCCCAGUCUGAGCUUUAAGAUUCCCGAUCACGGUCUCACAGGAAUGUUUUUGAUCAGGAAGUGAAUGCAGAGGAACGCAGCAAGAAGAGGUGAAGGUUUCAGACAUGUGUAGUUGGGAUUACCAGAAGGAUUACACACCACUGAGGGUUUGGGGUCUGGAAGGGUGAUAAAAGUUGUUUAAAGGAUGAUUUUGAAGAGUUCUAAACUUUAUUAGCAAAAAUACCAAAAGGCUUUCCGUAACUGAAGGAUCAGAUGGAGACAUUUUCAGUUGAAUAACAUUGCACCUGAGAGGAAGUAGUUUUUGUUCAGAGCUUAAAAUGUGUACGUUUUUCACACUGGACUGUUUGUUUUGUGAAAGAUAAGUAUUAUACAGUCUUGCAGUAUCAUCAGUUUGCCUGCUGUCUUGUAUCUUGAUUUUUUUUCUUCUUUAAAUACGCACUUUAGAUCAUUUUUAUGGUUUUUACAGAUUCAAACAUUGUGUUGGAUUUAUAGAUAUAAUACAGCAACUGCUUAUGUAUAGUAGUUUUUCACACUGGCCCCUGACAUAUGGCAUUAGACAAGAUUUGCAUAAUGUUUUGCUAAAUAAAGUAUGUUUAGAACAAUCUUGA
This is a messenger RNA of Nothobranchius furzeri (turquoise killifish), 1807 nucleotides long. RefSeq names its product ADP-ribosylation factor-like 4aa (gene arl4aa). The record is from RefSeq and is a predicted model, not a curated record. Gene Ontology annotation, cellular component: plasma membrane; cytoplasm. Gene Ontology annotation, molecular function: GTPase activity; GTP binding. Gene Ontology annotation, biological process: vesicle-mediated transport; intracellular protein transport. Lineage: Eukaryota; Metazoa; Chordata; Actinopteri; Cyprinodontiformes; Nothobranchiidae.